GCGGCGCACAGUAACGCGACCACCGUCAACCGAACCGCAUCACUAGCGCGCGCUGUCAAAUUCCCGCCAAUUAAAAUAUCAAUAAAAGUGUAACCUGUUUACUGGAUGUGUGUGAUGUCUGUGUGAUUUUUUUUAUUUUUUUAAACAGUUAAAAAAUUCAAAAUGACUGCCGGAUCGGAAGAACACGAGCCCCUAAUUACAUCUUCAGUGGAUCAGCAGAGGGUGACAUAUAAUAAUUCUCCCCAGGGAGGUAACACACCAAGCGGUAGUCCUCGUACCAGUGGUGGUGAAGUUACUCUUGCGAUACCACACAACAGAAGCUAUGGGGCAAUCGGAGGCGUGGAGAAGGUCACCUACACCUGGGCCGAUGUCAACGCCUUCGCCACGGAGACAAGGUCCAGAAAUAAGAGGUUCUGGAACUGUUGGAAGACCUCCUCCGACAGAAUGUUUCAACAGCGGAAGCAGCUGUUAAGAAAUAUUAAUGGUGCUGCGUACCCCGGCGAACUUCUCGCGAUUAUGGGUUCUUCGGGAGCCGGAAAGACCACACUCCUCAACACGUUAACCUUCAGAACACCAAGUGGAGUUGUUGCGAGUGGUACCAGGGCAUUGAAUGGACAGCCAGCUACUCCUGAGGCACUUACAGCGUUGUCAGCUUAUGUGCAGCAACAGGACUUGUUCAUCGGCACGUUGACUGUUAAGGAACAUUUGAUAUUUCAGGCUUUGGUACGAAUGGACAGACAUAUCCCGUACGCACAACGCAUGCGUCGUGUUCAGGAAGUUAUAACAGAGUUGGCGUUAUCAAAAUGCCAGAACACAGUGAUCGGUAUCAGCGGUCGUUUGAAGGGCAUCUCCGGAGGGGAGAUGAAGCGGCUGUCAUUCGCCAGUGAGGUGCUGACGGAUCCACCUCUCAUGUUCUGCGAUGAACCUACAUCAGGCCUGGACUCGUUCAUGGCACAGAAUGUUAUACAGGUGUUGAGCGGCCUUGCAAAGAAGGGCAAAACUGUGAUCUGUACGAUACAUCAACCGUCAUCUGAGUUGUACGCGAUGUUUGAUAAGCUCCUCAUCAUGGCAGAUGGCAGAGUCGCCUUCCUCGGUUCUCCUGAUCAAGCUACUGAGUUUUUUAAAGACUUAGGCGCAGCCUGUCCCACUAACUACAACCCAGCAGACCACUACAUCCAACUCCUGGCUGGAGUACCAGGCCGUGAGGAGACCACUCGCCACACCAUCGACACAGUGUGUACAGCAUUCGCCAAGUCAGAGAUCGGAUGCAAGAUCGCUGCCGAGGCUGAAAAUGCUAUGUUUAAUGAGCGCAAAAUCACAAAAGGUUGGGCGGAUUCUGCAUGGUCAAACGCAGCUGCCUUCAGAGCUCGUCGGUCGCCAUACAAGGCGUCCUGGUGCGCCCAGUUCAGGGCUGUUCUAUGGCGGUCUUGGCUCUCAGUCACCAAGGAACCUAUGCUCAUCAAAGUGCGCUUCUUGCAGACCGUCAUGGUAUCAAUUCUUAUCGGAUUGAUAUACUUCGGACAGAAUUUGGAUCAAGAUGGAGUCAUGAACAUCAAUGGCGCCAUCUUCCUCUUCCUUACCAACAUGACCUUCCAGAACAUUUUUGCUGUUAUUAACGUAUUUUGUUCCGAACUGCCGAUAUUCAUCCGCGAGCAUCAUUCAGGGAUGUACAGAGCUGACGUGUACUUCCUCUCGAAGACGCUCGCGGAGGCGCCGGUCUUCGCCACGAUACCUUUGGUGUUCACCACCGUGGCUUAUUACAUGAUCGGACUAAACCCAUCCCCGGCGAGAUUCUUCAUUGCAUCUGGUCUUGCUGCCCUCAUCACCAAUGUUGCAACGUCAUUUGGUUAUCUGAUAUCAUGUGCCAGCAGUAGUGUAAGCAUGGCCGCAUCUGUGGGUCCUCCCAUCAUUAUACCAUUCAUGCUGUUUGGAGGUUUCUUCCUCAACUCAGGAUCUGUACCACCAUACCUCGGAUGGAUAUCUUAUCUAUCUUGGUUCCGGUACGGCAACGAGGCGCUACUUGUCAACCAAUGGUCUGGUGUCGAGAGCAUCGCUUGCACUCGGGAGAACUUCACCUGCCCGGCAUCAGGAAAAGUUGUUCUGGACACUCUGAGUUUCUCUGAGGAUGACUUCAACAUGGAUGUAGUGAAUAUGGUGCUGCUCUUCAUAGGGUUCCGAUUCCUUGCGUACUUAGCGCUUUUGUGGCGGACGCGCAGAGGGAAAUAACUACCGACAUCUAGCCGUUAAGCAAUACAUAAACCAGCAGGCUUACUCCGUAACAUUACGCGACUUCAUUGCAUUUCUCUAAUUACAAGUUUGUUGCUUGAAAUAAAUGUGUCGGUUUUACAGAGUAGCCCUGCAAUUGAGAAAAUGCUUCAGAAUUAAUUCUCCAGUUAGAAAUAUUGUGUAGUUCUUCAGCAUAGGUGAGGAUUGAUUCUGGUAUUUCGAUUCACUUCACGCUCAAGAGAACAAAAAAUAGCUAAUUGAUCAAUAUAAAUUCAAUAGACAAAAAUUGUUUUUAAAAUGAUGUUCUAAUUAUUUAGUUUAGAAUAUGUAUAUGGUGUGUAAACAUCAUAUUAGCAGAUUCUUAUGUGGACAGUGUGUUUGUUUUAAUAGUAGUGUAAGAUGAUUAAUGUUUUUUUAAUACCGCAAAUAACGAAUGUGUAAGAAAUAAUUAAUAAAAGUACAUUAUAUAUAUCAUAUCUUUUUUAUUCUCGUCUACUUAAAACUAUUUUACAUGGACUUAGUCAAAACGGGUAUAUUGGGCAUUAAGCGAAUAUAAUAAGCCUUGUGACUUUUGAAGUUUUUGAUUUACGUCUAUUUUGUGCGUACAAAAACUAAAUCAAUUUUAAAAUAUUUAUGAGUGUUCUGACAGCUGGAACUUUUCUAUUGGAAUUAAAUUAUCGCGAA
Messenger RNA from Pieris rapae (cabbage white), 2910 nucleotides. RefSeq names its product protein white (gene w). NCBI's taxonomy places the organism in Eukaryota, Metazoa, Arthropoda, Insecta, Lepidoptera, Pieridae. Gene Ontology annotation, biological process: transmembrane transport. Bases 163 to 2226 code for a protein of 687 amino acids. The record is from RefSeq and is a predicted model, not a curated record. The transcript has 13 exons. Gene Ontology annotation, cellular component: plasma membrane. Gene Ontology annotation, molecular function: ATP hydrolysis activity; ATP binding; ABC-type transporter activity.